Messenger RNA from Phanerochaete carnosa HHB-10118-sp, 1284 nucleotides. RefSeq lists its product as uncharacterized. The transcript has a single exon. The annotation marks the transcript as partial. The record is from RefSeq and is a predicted model, not a curated record. Lineage: Eukaryota; Fungi; Basidiomycota; Agaricomycetes; Polyporales; Phanerochaetaceae.
GAUGCUGCCCUCGAAACUGACCUAUCGCCUGCUGUCAUAGAACGCCUUUGCCAUCCUCCACAAGAGGCUUUAGAGCUCGAAGACACUACCGAGCGCCUUUCGAUCGAAGUUUACUUGGGCCUCAAGAAUGCUUCGCAACGCCACUACAAUAUUAUUCGUGACGCUAUCUUGCGCUUUGAUCCAAGCUGCGAGAUGCUUUCAUUUGAUGCAGUCAAGCGCCGCAUUGAAGAGCUUAGUGGUAUUGUUCCUGUCUAUCAUGACAUGUGCUUCGACAGCUGUGUCGGCUUCACGGGGCCGUUUGAAGACCUUGAGCAGUGCUCAAUGUGCUCAAAGCAUCGCUACAACCAAGCCAAACAUGCACGCUCCGGCAAGAAAGUUUCUGUCAAGCGUUUCCUUACAAAUUGUAUGGGACCUGCUAUUCAAGCAAUGUGGCGCUCUUCCGUUGGUGCAGAGGGUAUGAGCUAUCGUACACGUUGUACUGCCAAGAUCAUGAAGGAGAUAACGCGGCAGGCUGAACACCAAGACGGCAACUUCGAGUUCUCUCCUCCUGAGCUUGACGACUAUAUACACGGCACGGACUAUCUCGAAGCUGCCCUCAAUGGGUUCAUUGGUGAAGACGACACGGUUCUUAUGCUCUCGCUUGAUGGUGCACAGCUUUAUCGCAACAAGACAUCUGAUGUUUGGAUAUACAUCUGGGUUCUCAUGGACCACAGCCCUGAUACCCGCUACAAGAAGCAGAACAUCUAUGUUGGCGGCGUCAUUCCUGGCCCCAACAAGCCGAAGAAUAUCGACUCAUUUUUGUUUCCAGGCUUCCGCCAUCUUGCCGCCCUUAUGAAAGAAGGCCUCGCGGUUUGGAAUGGUGCUACGCAGCGGCUCUUUCGCUCAGACCCAUAUAUCAUUGCCUUCAGAGCAGAUCAAAUUGGCAUGACGCAGAUGACAGGCCUUGUUGGACACCAUGGUCGCUUUGGCUGUCGGCUCUACUGCCCUUUUCCUGGACGGCGCAAAGAUAGGAGUGGCCACUACUUUCAGGCAACUCAACUUCCACACAAUCAUCGCGUCAACAAUUCUGAUCAUCCUGAUGUCAAUGUUGGCGUCAUUAUUAACGAGACAUAUGCAGAGAAGACUCACCGAUACAACAACAAUCUGCAGCAGCUUCUUUCAGGUUCACGGUCUCAGGCUGCCUACGAACGCAUUCGCCUUGAGACAGGCAUUUCCAAGCCCAGUAUUAUAAGCGGCUUCCCACGACACUGUACUCUUGGCGUUCCAGGUUGCUUUCAGAGUGAC